UCACGUGACCCACGGCUGUGCUUGUCACAUGACCGCUGGGCCGCACAAGAGAAGAUGGCUGCGUUUCUGCAGUGGAGACGGUUCGUGUUCUUCGAUAAGGAGACGGUGAAGGAUCCCGGUGAUGCCGGGAAAGGCUUUACCCUCCCUGCUGGGAUAUCGGCAUGCGACUCCGGUCGGGGGCACAUCGUACUGGGAGAUAUGGAGGGUCAGAUUUGGUUCCUGACGCGCUCCAUGCAGCCCACCCCCUUCCAGGCUUAUAAGCUGCGUGUCACCCACCUGUUCCAGCUCAAGCAGCACAGCAUACUGGUGUCAGUGGGGCAGGACGAACAGGGCAUCAACCCUCUGGUGAAGGUGUGGAAUCUAGACAAACGGGACAGCGGGAAUCCUCUCUGCACCCGGAUCUUCUCAGCCAUUCCCGGGAACAAGCCCACGGAGGUGUCCUGCCUGAGCGUGCACGAGAACCUCAACUUCAUGGCCAUUGGUUUUACCGAUGGCAGUGUGGUGCUGACUAAAGGAGACAUCACCAGAGACCGGCACAGCAAAACACUGACACUGCACGAGGGCACCUGCCCAAUCACGGGGCUCGCUUUCCGACAGUCUGGCAAAAUCACAAACCUGUUCAUAGCCACCCUGGAGAAAGUGCUGUGCUACACUCUCUCCCUGAAGGAGUACCCUCGCGUGGAGCUGGACACUCACGGCUGUGCCCUGCGCUGCACAGCCCUGACCGACCCCUCUCAGGACUCCCAGUUCAUCGUGGCCGGGGACGAGUGCGUCUACCUGUACCAGCCCGACGAGCGCGGACCCUGCUUUGGGUUCGAGGGGCAGAAACUGCUGGUGCACUGGUACCGCGGCUACCUGCUGCUGCUCACCCGCGACUGCAAGACACCCAACAAGUCUGAGUUUGGCAGCAGGGAGGCCUCUCCCUCUGAGAAGCAGCUCCUCACUGUCUACGACCUGGACAACAAGUUCAUCGCCUACAGCGCGGCCUUCGAUGACGUCAUCGACGUGCUGGCGGAGUGGGGCUCGCUGUACAUCCUGACGCGGGACCGCAGGCUGUGCGUACUGCAGGAGAAGGACACGCAGACCAAGCUGGAGAUGCUUUUUAAGAAGAACCUGUUUGUGAUGGCCAUUAACCUGGCAAAGAACCAGCACCUGGACAGUGACGGCCUGUCUGAGAUCUUCCGGCAGUAUGGAGACCACCUGUAUGUGAAGGGGGACCAUGAUGGAGCCAUACAGCAGUACAUCCGCACCAUCGGGAAGCUGGAGCCCUCCUAUGUGAUCCGGAAGUUCCUGGACGCGCAGCGGAUCCACAACCUCACUGCGUACCUGCAGGCUCUGCACAGGCAGUCCCUGGCCAACGCCGACCACACCACCCUGCUGCUGAACUGCUACACCAAGCUGAAGGACAGCUCCAAGCUGGAGGAGUUCAUCAUGACGAGUGAGAGCGAGGUGCACUUUGACGUGGAGAUUGCCAUCAAGGUGCUGCGGCAGGCGGGGUAUUACAGCCACGCCGUCUUCCUGGCAGAGAAACACACCCACCACGAGUGGUACCUGAAGAUCCAGCUGGAAGACCUCAAGAACUACCAGGAGGCGCUGCGCUACAUCGGGAGGCUGCCCUUCGAGCAGGCGGAGAGCAACAUGAAGCGCUACGGCAAGACGCUGAUGCACCACGUGCCAGAGGAGACCACGCGGCUGCUCAAGGGACUCUGCACGGACUACAGACCCAGCAGAGAGACCCCAGCAGACAGGGAGAGCCUGGGCCACACCCUGGGGAACAAGGCGAACUCGGAGGAGUUCAUCGCGAUCUUUGUGAACAAUCCCCGUGAGCUGCGUGCGUUCCUGGAGCACAUGAUGGACGUGGAGGCUCAGUCUCCCCAGGGCGUGUACGACACCCUGCUGGAGCUGAGGCUGCAGGACUGGGCCCACGAGCAGGACACACAGGAGAAGAAUUCUCUACAGGAGGCUGUCUUGUCCCUGCUCAAGAGUGAGAACUACAGCACAGUGUUUGACAAGGCGCUGGUGCUCUGCCAGAUGCACAACUUCAAAGAAGGGGUCCUGUACCUGUAUGAGCAAGGCCAGCUGUACCAGCAGAUCAUGCACUACCACAUGCAGAAUGAGGAGUACGGUAAGGUGGUGGAGGCGUGCCAGCGCUACGGGGAGAAGGAGGCCUGUCUGUGGGAGCAGGCGCUGGGGUACUUUGCCCGCAAAGAGGAGGACUGCAAGGAGUACAUCACCGCCGUGCUGCAGCACAUCGACCGCAACAACCUCAUGCCCCCCCUGCUGGUGGUGCAGACGCUGGCUCACAACUCGACGGCCACUCUGUCUGUGAUCAAGGACUACCUGAUCAACAAGCUGCAGCAGGAGAGCGAGCAGAUCUCGGAGGACGAGCGCAAGAUCCGGGAAUACCGCGUGGAGACGACCCAGCUCCGGCAGGAGAUCGAGGAGCUGCGCAGCAGUGCCAAGAUCUUCCAGAAGACCAAGUGCAGCAUGUGUAACAGCCCCCUGGAGCUGCCGUCCGUGCACUUCCUGUGCAGCCACUCGUUCCACCAGCACUGCUUCGAGAGCUACGCCGAGAGCGAGGCCGAGUGCCCCACCUGCGCCCCCGACAACCGCAAAGUGAUGGACAUGCUGCGGGCGCAGGACCAGAAACGAGACCUGCACGAGCACUUCCACCGACAGCUCAAGUGUUCGAAUGACGGGUUCUCGGUGGUGGCUGACUAUUUCGGCCGGGGGGUCUUUAACAAGCUGACCCUGAUCACGGACCCCCCAGGGGGGAAGGCGGGGGCUGCGAGUCUGGACUCCGACCUGCAGAGAGACCUGCUUAUCCACACCAAGAGGACCGUGUGAGAGAGUCUGGGGGGAGAACUCCUGGGGAAGACACCGAAAGAGAACUGCUGAAAAAAAAAUAACCUGCUUAACUCCUGGGGGGAGACAACACCCUGUAAAGAACGUGUUAGGGGUCUGCAAGCAGACAGACCUAUUGAGGACUGGAUCUGGAAGAAAACUACUUUUAAAUAGAUUUGUAUCCUCCUUCGAGGAGGGGCUAGCUUGCAAUACAGCCAGAUCUAUUCUCUCUCCUGCAUCAGCACAGUGUCCCCUGACAGUGAGCAUGCAUGUAAAUGAGGCAGCUGUGUGUAUCUUCUGUACAGGGACAUAGUGUGUAUGACAUAACACAACAAGCACUGCUGUCCUGAGCUGUAUUAAAAUGCAUUAGGUGUCUGAAUUCAAAUCACAGUGCAGGGAAGCACCGUGGUUCUCUUAAAUCUUGCAAGGAAUUUCUUCCAGGGUGCAUUUUGUCUCAUUCUCCAUAACAAUUUUCAAGCUAUUUAAAAAAAUGUGCAAUGUAAAUAUAAAAAGCAAAAAAUAAAUACAAACUGCUACAUUAUCAUCAAAGGACUAAGAUAAAGAAUUGGAAUCUAAUAAAGUCUUGGUAUCAUAUGUCAUAUAUCUGAAACAGUGUGUUAGGAGUGAAGUCUCUACUGUGUAGUAACAGGUUUGAGCCCGGGUUCAAAAACAAAAUUCAAAAUCAGUAAAGUAUUUGUUACUACAGCUAAGGCCAAAAGUGUUUGCAUCACCUAGAUUGUUAAGAUUGAGACAUAAUUAAAAAAAUAAAACUACACUACAAUAUUUAGAUAUUUUAUUUAACAUCAUGUAAUCAAAGAAACUACAAAAUGGUAUCGCAAAAAUCUACCAGAAGCCAUAACAGUAGUACAGGAUUUCAUGUUAGAUUUUGAAAUGUGACAUUUUUCAAUUGGUCUGUUUCGUUAAGUAUAUGGAAAACUACAAGCGGUUUGUAAUGCAAUAUGUUAAUGUCAUUCAGCAGGUUUCAUUUGACUUUAUGAAGCAAAAUGAGUUUGUUCUUUAGGGUGAUGUAACACUUUUGGCCAGAGCUGUAGAGUGUGUUUCAUGGGCAGAGCCACGGAAAUGAACCCAUCUGCUCAGGAAGGUCUUCUGACGUUCAGAGAAGGAAUCUUAAUUACACUCGUGUCACGAUUCGGAAAGCAAAGCCCUGGUUUAUAUAAAUUUUUUAACCACUCUGUACAAUUUUAAUAAUAUAUUGAUUUGAAAUGAAUGUUUGAAAAAGAAAGAGUUGAAUAGAAAUGCUCUAACACAACCAGAUUGUGUUGUUGCUUUUUAAUGCUAUUACUUUUCUUGAGGUAUGUGUACAUAUAUGUAUAAAUAUUUAGAUUUUUUUUUAAUAGCUGUUUAGAUGGAUUUGGUACUCAUUAAACUCUUUCAGAAUACAGUACUUGUAAAUAAUCCAACAGUGGUCCGGCACUAAUGAAUUUCAAACUUUAUAAACUUCAUUUAAUCAGUGAAAACAGACUUUUAAAACAUAGCUGGAUUUGUAAUGUGGACCUCUGUCCCUUAGCAAACUGGGCUUAGACCCCAUCACUUUGACACCACCUCAGAAAACAGAGGUACACUGGUGGGACACACCGCGUGAAAGGCUUAGUGUAUCAUUAUAUUUAUUACUUCAUUUGAAAAUCUGCAUGCCACAAUUAAAAUGCAUCUUAAAAUAUUUGUUUUUGCACCUAUGGUAU
Messenger RNA from Acipenser ruthenus (sterlet), 4544 nucleotides. Its product is annotated as vacuolar protein sorting-associated protein 11 homolog. The coding region runs from base 55 to 2847 and encodes 930 amino acids. The transcript has 16 exons. Gene Ontology annotation, molecular function: protein binding; protein-macromolecule adaptor activity. Lineage: Eukaryota; Metazoa; Chordata; Actinopteri; Acipenseriformes; Acipenseridae. Gene Ontology annotation, cellular component: endosome; HOPS complex. Gene Ontology annotation, biological process: endosome organization; intracellular protein transport; vacuole organization. The record is from RefSeq and is a predicted model, not a curated record.